Messenger RNA from Symbiodinium sp. CCMP2592, 1455 nucleotides. The record is from the annotation of a GenBank genome assembly. Lineage: Eukaryota; Dinophyceae; Suessiales; Symbiodiniaceae.
AUGACAUGGGAACGUGCAAGGGUCGAUGUUGGGGCGGUGGAUGAUGGCUGCGGAGGUGCCUGCGGUGCGCUGUGCUUCGAGGCAGAUGCAGAAGCUGGCCGAACGGAAGAGCGCUGGGCUUAUGUCGGUGCAGGUCAGGGAACUUAUCGGCAGACAUCCCAAAUGGACUUUGUCGGCCAUGGCCGUGGCGACUUCGAGAAGGAGAAGGUGAAAGUCGCCUCUGGUGGACAGUUCCGCUCCAUCUGUGCGGUGCUUCUCUGCUUCCUGCUCUUCUUAAUUCUCGGGCUUCUGCUCUACCUCUUCUGGCCCUUCAACUUCUAUCAGACGGGGGCUGACGAAAUGGACCCCUGCAUGAUGGGCACCGUGAAUACCAUGACGGUCAUUCAGAGGGAGGCCUGCUGCGCGCAGGGCAAUGCAGGCUUCUGCGCCACGACGACGAAAGCGCCCGUGAUCAUCCACGACAAGUACUACACCAACGUGAGGACGCAGCACGUCUCCCACGUGGUGCCCGUGCCAGUUCCUGGUCCCCCCGCCAAGGUCAUCACGCAGAAGGUGUACGUCAAGCAUCAUCCUUUCGAGUGCACGGAAGGUUACGGCAGCUGGAAGACACAGUGGUCCCAUGAGCAUCAGCGCUACUGCUGCUACAAGUUCAAGGAGUCCUGCGUGACGAAGGUUCAGUACCGGAACCACUACAAGACCAUCACGCACGUUCAUCACGUCACCGUGCCAGAGAAAGUCGUCGUGCCAGCGCCGCCACCUCGCGAAAUCAAUCACAUCGUCCAUGUUCCCGUCCAUGAUCCCAGCCCCGUCAUCAAGAUCAAGACUGCCGGGCCACCUCGCGUCGUGAAGCACUACGUCACGAAGAAGCACUAUGUGCCCGAGCCCGUUCCGUCGCCGCCGACGUACCACUACAAGCCUGUUGCAGUCCCUGUGCAUGUGCCAGGGAAGGUCGUCCACGUGCCAGUUCCCAUGCCGGCCAAGACCAUCUACAAGGAGAUUCCAAUCACAAAAGUUCAGCAUGUGAUUCAGAAGCGCUACUACGACUGCGUUGCUGGAAUCAAGAACUGGCAUUACGGGUGGUCCAAGACGAAGAAGAGCUGGUGCUGCUCCCACGAGCAGAAGGGCUGUCCUGGGACAUGGCAAGGGGAUGGCUUGACGAAGACGAUUGUGACAGGGGUGACCCAACACAUUGGCCAUGGCCACGUGGGCCAUGUGCACGUCAUCCACCAUGUGCAUCAUUACUCAACGAGCAGCCAUGACAUCGACGAGCUGCCAGACGUCAUCGGAGAUGACGAUGCCUCGCUGCCGCCCGAGUAUCGCCACGGUGACCUGAGCAUUGGUGGUGACGACGACUCACUGCCGCCCGAGUAUCGCCACGGUGACAUGAGCAUUGGUGGUGAUGACGACUCACUGCCGCCUGAGUAUCGUCACGGGGACAUGAAUGUCGAUGAGUGA